Messenger RNA from Xenopus laevis (African clawed frog), 4327 nucleotides. RefSeq names its product EPS8 like 1 S homeolog (gene eps8l1.S). Gene Ontology annotation, molecular function: actin binding. The record is from RefSeq and is a predicted model, not a curated record. Lineage: Eukaryota; Metazoa; Chordata; Amphibia; Anura; Pipidae. Gene Ontology annotation, biological process: Rho protein signal transduction; regulation of Rho protein signal transduction; positive regulation of ruffle assembly. The transcript has 22 exons. Gene Ontology annotation, cellular component: ruffle membrane; plasma membrane; vesicle. Bases 163 to 2424 code for a protein of 753 amino acids.
CUGUCAGACUUCUACAGGCUGGACACACAGAGAGGUCACACGGAGGAACUUCUCUGCCAACCUGACACUUGGAAUUGCUCUUCGUUGCUCUAGGAUUGGGGAUUAACUAGCUGGCAUUUGCUCGGUGGCUUCUGAGUUGAGAAAGAAGAGACAGAAGACAAGAUGAGCUCCUCACCUCUGCUCAACGGGGUGUCGAAGCCAAAUGCCAAAUCGAUUUACGAACAAAGAAAGAAAUAUUCAAAUGUUAUCAUGGCCGACGUGUCUCAGUAUCAAGUGAACCAUCUGGUAACAUUCACAAUAGGGGAGGAUGAUGAUGUCCACACAGUGGAAGAUGCCAUCCGUAAGCUGAAUGCAGUGGAUGCCAAGGGAAAAAUCUGGAUCCAAGAAAUGUUAAUAGAAGUGAACAGCACAGUGGUCAAGCUCCUCGAUUUGGGCAGCAAGGAGGUACUAGAAGAAUUUCCCCUAUCUGCCAUCCAGCGGUGUGAUACGGUUCUGCCAGAGAGAAGGAAUAAACCUCUGUUGAUACUGGUCUGCCAGGACAAAUAUCAGCCAAAACCCGAUGUGUAUUUCUUCCAGUCUGAUAACGUUGAGGCACAUUUAAUCAAAGAAGAUAUCAACAGUGCUGUGUCAGAUUUUCAGACCGGUGUUAAUGCAAAACGUCCUGAAGCUCUAAGGAACAAUCAGGAGCAGCUUGCCCAAAGGGCACCUGGUCCCAAUACAUUCACCCCAUUAGGCCAGUGGAGGCAGCCGACAACACAGUAUGUGACCCCAGCAGAAAUCCUGGAGAGAGAAGCUCACCGUAAACCAAUGGUAAAGCCACCUCGCUCAUCUCUGACCCCCAAAAUCACUGUCAAUACACCUGAUCAGGGGCAACAGUCAGUCGAGACACCACAGAACUCACAGGAACCAUUAUACAGCGAAAUCAAGCGCCAAGACAAACCGCCGCAGUUUGUGAAGGAGUCGGGGAGUCCUCAGAUGCAACAGAAAACAUCCAAAGUUGCAGAAGAAGCUGCAAUGGACCCAUCGGCCGUUCGAUCCGGACAUGAAGUGGACUUGCUGAACCACUGCUUCGAUGACAUUGAGUUCUUUAUGGGCAGUCUACAGAAAUCUGCUGAAGCAUUUAGAAUGCUCAACCAAAGAAAAAAGUCCAGAAGAACCAAGAAGAAAGCAGCUGGUGAGGGACUUUUGACUCUUCGAGCGAAGCCACCCAAAAUCGAGGAAUAUGAGGACGCUGUGCAAAAAUUCAAAUAUUGCUUUUGCAUCCUGGCAAGAGUUAAAAAUAACAUUGUAAAUCCGAGCGCUGUUGAACUUCUUCAUUUCUUGUUUGGCCCACUAAGAACGCUGGUGGACAGUUGUGGUGGUGUGGACAUGCCGUCAGAAAUGACCAGUCCAAUGCUAACAAAGGAAGCGGUAACUUUUUUGAGAGAAAGCUUAAAUGACCAGGAGCUAGAGCUUUGGACUUCCCUUGGGCCAAACUGGACAAAGCCACGGGUGGAAUAUCCCAGGGAAUAUUCUCAGUCAUACAUUCCAACAUUCAGAAGUGGAUGGGUACCUUUUAGCACAAAUGGCAAACCAUGGGAAGAUCCAGUUGAACUUCAGCAUCGACAUGAAGAACUUCGGGCUCAGCAAUCUGCACCUCAAGUCAAUAUACCUGCCUCUAUUCCAGCAGUAAAUGGCAGCCAUGAAGAAACAGACACCAGGCAUGUGAGCUGUGCAUAUGACUUUGUGGCAAGAAAUAGCAGUGAAUUGUCUGUGUUACAUGGAGAGGUCCUAGAGGUCAUUGAUGACUCCAAAAAGUGGUGGAAGGUGCAGAAUCGCUUUGGACAAAUUGGUUAUGUUCCUUACAACAUUCUUGCUCCCUACACUGCUCCAGAUGCCAACAAAGCAAAAUUAAAUGGAUCCCAGCAAUCAAGCCCAGGCAAGGUUGUACCUCCAACACCACCAAAAAAACCCUCAAAUGGUAGUGGUCGUAACUCAUGGAAUCAGACCAAUGGACUGAACCAAGAACAGAUAACUGAACAAGGCAAAAUGGAAAGAAUAAGCAGCAUGAAUGAGGAGCUGCUACUCCGGUUGGCUAAUGGUCGCACAGCGCCACAGAAGAACUUGAAUAUACAGAAGAUGCCAGAUACCUCCAUCCCUCUGACCAAUGAAUCGAGUCCUACUGAAGUCACUGCUUGGUUGCAGGCCAAAGGUUUCAAUACACUGACUGUAAAUUCCCUGGGAGUGCUGAAUGGGGUUCAACUCUUCUCUCUCCGGAAGGAUGAAUUUAGGGCAGUGUGUCCUGAAGAGGGAGUCAGGGUAUACAGCCAGGUCAUGGUGCAGAAAGCUCUUCUUGAGGACUCAAGGAAUAUCUCAGAGCUGGAGGCUGUGAUGGAGAGACAGAAAAAAAAGGUAGACACGAACGGGCAAAGAGGAACCUUCUGAGGAAAACCAAAGAUUGUCAUGGACUUAAUAAAGACUAUUUAUCUCAUCCCAAAGAGUAUCUAUAUAUAUAUAUAUCUAUAUAUAUAUAUAUAUAUAUAUAUAUAUAUAUAUAUAUAUAUAUAUAUAUAUAUAUAUAUAUAUAUAUAAUGUAUAAAUAUAACUACAUUAAAUAUCUAGAUAUGCCAAAUCCAGAUGCAAUGAAGAGCAUGGCAAAAACAUUUGAUGGAUAUGCAGAGUCCUGUAGAGACAGAACUGGUUCAUUGGAGUAGCUGAUCAAAGGGUGGAUGUGGUUGUUAAUCAUCAAGAAGACGUCUUCAGUCCAAUUAUGAAGUCUGUAGAAGUAAAGCUAUAAAUGAAAUCUCUAUAUACCUAUAGCACUGGCCCUCCUGUGUCAUCCUCUUAAAUAUUUCUGUUACUUGGAAUUACAGUGCUUCGUUCUAUCUGUUCUGGGCUUACAGAAAUUGAACAUCAGCAAGUUCAGCAGUGCACUCUGAAACCACUACAAAGAAAGCAUGCUCCCAGAUCACCGGUAAAAGCAAACAAUCUUUAUUGUGAAUUAGAGGGAAUUUUCAAAGUAAAAAAAUUUUCAAUUUGAAGACAUUUUUUGGAUACUUCGACCAUCGAAUAGGAUACUACGACUUCGAAUUCGAUUCGAAGUAAAAUCGUUCAAAUAUUCGAUCAUUCGAUAAUCGAAGUACUGUCUCUUUAAACUUUUACUUCAAUAUUUUGCCAAAUUAAACCUGCCGAAGUGCUAUGAUAGCCUAUGGGGACCUUCUACAGCAUUUUUGUGUAGUUUUUUGAAGUCGAAGUAAAAUCGUUUGGAUUCGAAGGAUUUAAUCGUUCGAUCAAACGAUUUUACUUUAACCGCAAAUGGGCAAAUUCGAUGUUAAAAAACAUCGACUUCGACAUUCGAAGUCGAAGUAAAGCCAUUCGAUGGUCGAAUUUCGAAGUAUUUACCACUUCAAAAUUCGACCCUUGAUAAAUCUGCCCCAUAGCGUCUGAGAUGUGGUAAAAGAUAGUUUGCUGCUGCUGAAUUUGCUGAUGUGCUGAUUACGUUCUUCUUAGUGACGGACUCGGGGCGGCUGCACCCGGGUCACAGCGAGGUCGGGGUAAGACUCAUCCUUAUAUACUUCAUAUAUUGUCCCGUGUGGGGAGAUUAAUUGGAUUAUACCAACUCCCAGCCUUGAGUGAGGGGUCCGGGGCAGAGUGCACCCGGACCAAAAAGUGUUAAAUGGUGAGCUACACGGGGAUUUUAAGGAGUGCUCGGAAAAUUAUAGUCUUAUCCCACCCAGUGUAAUUAAAUAAUUGAAUGUGAAGCCCGGGAGUAGCGCCGGUUACAUAUAUGUUUGGUGCCAUUACAGAAAUCGAAUACCUGUUGAGAUUUGAUGAAGCCGGUUUCCUAAAGUUUUUCUUUAAGGAACCCCCAGGGCAAAAUGAUUAUGUGUUAUGAGUCUGAAAACAUCUGCAUCCAUUUCCCAUGACCUGGGACUCUAGAUAUGGUCACCGGGAGCUGAGUUACAGUGCAAUAAUAUGUCAACUGGUAAGGUAAUAACAGGUGGCAAGAUUGCUCCAAUUCUAGAAGCCAAUAGCAACAAAGCAGCAUUUACUGGACUUCUGUUUAAAAGCAAACAUCUGACUGGUAGCCACUGGUUACUAUACCUGGAGCACACGUGCCCCUAUUAUACAUUACCUCCGGUUAAAUGAUCAAGCCUUUAACUGCAAAUUACUUGUACGGGACUUAUAACACCUUAUUGUGGUUUUUGGAAACCUGUUGUCUUAAAAUGUCUCUUUUUUUAAAAAAAAAAAAAAAAAUUAAAUGUCUGUCUUUAUUUAAAUGCAUAAAACAAAAUGUAAAGGGCUCCUUACUGGGCUGUUUAUUUCUUUGAAUUAAAUUUGAAUUAUG